GUUCCUCUUCCUUUCCCCGUGCAGGGUGUGGCUGGUGAGUGUGGCUGGAGAGGCUUCAGGUCCGUGCACGCUAAAGCCAGAUUCAACGCGACCUCAAAGCUGCCUUUGUACAGUAAAUUCAUUCAGAGCCGCAUCGUACUGUCCGGCACGCUCAUUCAGUUCUCCAACAUCGCGAUCUCGACAUUAUUUCCUUCUUCCACUGGAGAUCUCGACUCGCCCUUGAUGAUACCCAUCAUACCACAUCGCACCGCGCAACUUCCUUCCUGUUAAUUCUUUCUACCCCAUCUACUUACAUCAUUGCAGGCCAGCUCCCAGCCUACUACAGCUCAACACUACACAUGUACAGAGAUUGAUCGCAAAGCCAAGACAGAGGUGGAGAUGGCGCCCCCUGGGAAGAGAAAGAGACCAGAAAGGUCGUCAGUUGAUUCAGGGGAAGGCCGACCGUCGCCGCACCGCCCGCAGGGUACAAAUCUAGCUCAGCAUGAUAGAGGAUCAGAGAUGCGCGAUGGAGGCAGACGAUCGAGUCGUGGAGGGCAAGGAGGUACAGGCGGGGGAAGAGGAGGCCGAAGGAACGAUCCUCGCGAUUUCUCGAACAAGCUCAAUAUCGCUGGCGCUGGCAGAUCGACACCGACGCCCGGUCCCAUGUCUCCACCCCCUCCUCGACCCGUCAGCGCGGCUCCAACUCCAACAGCUACGCAGACCUCGACACCCACUACCGAAACCCCUACUACUUUCCCCAGACCUGAUCCGGCCCCGUUCGACUACACCUUUCUGACCGAAGAGCGACUUGCGGCCUGGGAUACUAGCCGGCAAGAAGUUACAAGCGCAGGGAGACAAGCUAUUCAAGAUGAAGAUACGACGGAUUUAUCUUCCAUCUUUCAAGAGCUCAUUCGCGCGACUGUGGACGGACGUAUGGACCCGACGGUCGCUGGUAAUUGCGUGAAGAGUAUCCUGGAACUUGAUUUCACCUCCUCAGAUGAAACAACACGGGUCUUCAAUGCGCCCGUCUUAUUCCUCGACAUCCUAUCGAUGAUGCUAGAAGACGGUACGAAAACACCGGCCUUGACACCCUUUGUAAUUGCGACGGAAAUAUCGCCUGACCUGAUGCGCCUCAAUUUCGACAAUGACGCCCUAGAAGCUCUCGGACUUACCAAGGACACAUUCAAGCGCAUGGCUGUUCGAAAGGCUACCAACCAGUUGUAUCGACAAGGGAACUAUAACUUGUUACGAGAAGAGACAGAAGGGUAUUCGAAACUUGUUACGGAGCUGUUCACAACAAGUGGAAGCGAGCCUCCAUCAGGCGAGGUGGUCGAGGAGGCAUUUGAGAGAGUCAAAGGCUUGAUUGGGACGUUCGACUUGGAUGUGGGACGCGUACUUGAUAUCACAUUGGACGUCUUUGCUGCUGUUUUGAUCAAACACUUCCGGUUCUUUAUCAAGCUUCUGCGCGUUAGCUCAUGGUGGCCUCGACAUGGCGAAAUCGACGGAGAUAGACAUAGUGGGCUUCCAAAUUGGGCACUACCGAGCUCCCAAGGAUGGACUACGACUCCUGAAGAAGAAGAGAUCUCUAAGCAGCAGCGAAUGGCCCGUGACAUUUUGUUUUGGGACCGGGCCCGCGUGGUCGGAUUGGAUGCAUUUUUCGAGGUCGGCGGACGGCGUGCAGUUGAUGACGAAACAAAGCAGCAGUGUUUGGACAGCAGUGCCUCGGGCGAUACUGAGUUUGAUGCCGAUUCGGAAUGGAUCAAACACACUGGAACACUUCCACCAUCUGGCAACCGCGUUGCAGCUCAACUCCUGGGCUUCAAAUUACGCUUCUACACCUCCGAAGCUCGCGACGACGAGGAUACAUUACCCGCAAAUCUAAUCUACCUCACGGCUCUGCUGAUCAAGAUCGGAUUUAUCUCAUUGCGAGAUCUGUAUCCUCACCUGUGGCCGCUGGACGAAGAUAUGCCAGCUGUGAGGGAAACGAGACAACAAGAGCUCGCCGAGAAGGAAAAGCUGAGCCGACCUGGUGGUGGAGCAACAAAUGCGCUAACCAUGGCCGGUGCGCUAACGGAUGAUGAUCCAAAGAACGGCGGUAGAACGAGAGAAGCCGCCUCCUCCAAAUCCGACCCUGCUGCUAAACCAACCACCGAACCACAGGAAAAGGAUAAGGCAAAAGAACCACAAGAUCAGAAAGUCCAACUUCUUGUUUGUCUUUUGACUAUCGGUGCAAUUCCCGAAUCACUGUUCAUGCUUGGUCGCUUCCCCUGGCUUCCGGAGGCAUAUCCUGAGCUCAUUCCCCUCAUCAAUCGCAUCUUGCACCACUCUAUCAAAGAUCUGUACGAUGAUGUGAAACCGGUGGCUGCAAACCCUGAAGACGUGGAGUGUCCAACGAAAAGGGUUGCUGAAGCAGACCAAAGUGGAGUGCCGAAGGGACAAGUACGCCUCGCACAGCUACCUGUCAAGAAGCAACUUCGGUGGCCAUUCCCUGACAAGCAUGACACCAACGAUAGCACAUCGUAUCGAUUUUACUGGGACGAAUGGGCUGAUGACGUACCUGUUUGCCGAAAUGUCGAUGAUCUCUUCACUCUCUGCAGCACUCUCCUCAACCUGUCCGGGGUCAACAUUGGCAAAGACGCUAAUUUACUAUCAAAGAUCGCAAGAAUCGGUAUUGACAGUCUGAGGACGGACCGCUCAAAAGAUAAUUAUGACAGAUGGCAGGACCUGCUGAAAAGACUUCUCGUUCCAGCUCUUAGUUUGACUAAUGCCAACUCCGCAGUGGUUAGCGAGAUCUGGGGUAUACUGAAGCUCUUCCCGGUUGCAGUCAGAUACUCUAUAUACGCCGAAUGGUUCGAGGGCCAGAUCUCGCGUGUGCCUGCAAUAAAGGCGGCAUUUGCACGAACAAAGCUUGAGACUUUGAGCACCAUGAAGCGUAUCAGCAAGAUAAAUGUGUCACCAAUGGCACGAGCACUGGCAAAGAUUGCCUACUCUUCUCCAGGAAUUGUUUUUGGCAUUGCUUUGAGCCAGAUUGAGUCAUACAAUAACUUGACCGAAGUAGUGGUCGAGUGUGCAAAGCACUUUACCAGUCUGGGUUAUGAUGUUCUGGUGUGGUCACUCAUGAGUGCUCUUGGCGGCAAAGACAGAAAUCGAACGAACGCCGAAUUUGCCUUGCUUCCCAGCCGAUGGCUAUUAGCUUUGUCGAGAUUCUCAGGCAAAGUCUAUAAACGGUACUCAAUCUUGAACCUCUCACCUAUCCUCCGAUACGUUGCCGAUCAAUUGUAUCGCGGCAACUCUACCGAUCUCGUCAUUUUGAAGGAACUCAUUGCCCAAAUGUCUGGCAUAGUUCCUGACACCGACUUCACGAACGCUCAAAUCCAUGCCAUGACAGGUGGCGAAGAGCUGAGAAAGCAUACCCUCAUCACUUUGUACGACAAGCGUUUUGAAUCUACAAAAACCUCACAACGACUGAUGAGGGCUCUCACGGAGUCAAAUCUCUCUGGGGAGCUGCUCAUAUCUAUUGCACAACACCGACAAGCUGCGAUCUACAAGAUCUCUGAUGCUGAUGCACAUAUCAAGCUACUGGCAACGAUGAUGGACGACACGCAAGAGGCGCUCUCACAAUAUCUCGAGCUCCUUCGCAGUAACCUCUCAGUUGAGGAAUUUGAUCGACAAGUCCCUGAAAUUCCGGAAUUGCUCAAGGAUUUUGGUCUGGAUCCUGGACUUGCAUUCUUCAUUGGACGACCAAGUCUUGCCUAUCGUAGGUCGAAUGCCGCUUCUCCGAUUUUGAAUGGGACAACCAAUACCCUUCCCGAUGUGCCAGUCACCCCUACUACCUUGGCCGAUACGGAAGGGGACAUUAGCAUGGCAGAUGUAAAGCCACUGAGCGCUGAUGGCGGGGAGGCUGACACAUCGAGCCUUGUCAAUGGAACUCUGGAAGAAGAUGUACAAAUGGCGGAUCUGAAGGAGGAGACCCCACCAUCACCCAACAGCGAUCCGUUCCACAAGAUCCUCGAACCAAUAAUUGAGACCGUGCAGACUGUUCUGCCAGAGGGAUCCUUUAGAUCAUUGAGUCCCGAACUCUAUGUCACCUUCUGGGCGUCCGCACUAGGCGAUCUGGCUAUCCCGAACAGCAGCUAUGAGAGCGAAAUCUCUCGGCUGGUUGUAGAAAUCUCGGAAGUGGCAAAGGACAGAACAGAUAUGAGUAGGGCAGGAGUCGCUGCCAAGGAAGUGAAGAAGAAGAACCUUUCCUCGACUCGGGAUAAAUUGAUUGCGGAAUUCAAAGAAGCACUCAAUAAUUUCAGCCAGAAGAAAACACGCCUGCUCAAGACCAAGUCGCUGUGGUUUAGCAAAACUCUCAAUCCAAACUUUGCUAUGGAAGCAUUCCUCGAGAAAUGUCUUCUGCCCCGGCUCUUGUUGUCGCCAAGCGAUUCCGAAUACUGUUUCAAGAUGGUCAAAUUUCUGCACGAGAAUGGUGUUCCAUACUUCCGAACUUUGGCACUAUACAGUCAAAUUUUCCGGCCCAAUCGCCUUCGUGCCAUCAUAUUCGCAUGCACUGUUCGUGAAGCUGAAAAUUUAGGACGAUUCCUUAGACUCGUGCUCAUGGAUCUAUCACGUUGGCACGCGGAUUCAGCUGUGUUUGAGAAGGAGGCCUGGGGUGCCGGCGGAAAUCUCCCUGGUUUCGCGAAGGCUCUUGACGAUAAAGGCAAGCCAAAGGGGUUGGUUGCACACGCUGGUGAUAACGGCUUCAAAAGUCUCCUUCUCCGCUGGCAUACAGCGUUGAAUACGGCUAUCCGGGAUUGUCUGGCAGGAAUUGAGUGGAUGCAUAUUCGGAAUGCGAUCACAGUUUUGAAAUCCGUUGUUGAGGUAUUUCCGGCCAUUAACUUCCAUGGCACCAAGAUUUUGGAGCAACUAGAGGUUAUUGCGAGCAGAGAAAAGGGAACACGCGAAGAUUUAUCACUCACCGGCAAUGCAGUAUUGGUUCAAUUGAAAAAAAGAGAACCUAAAUGGGUAAUGGUGCAGGCGUUUGGUCACGUUGGAUCAAUGGCUCACGCGGCAAACGAUUCGGCAAAUGCGAGUCAAGACAGCGGAAAAGCAGCUGCGAAAUCCCUUCUGAAGCCUACUGCUCCAGAAUUCAAGCCCGGUUCUCGAGCCAGCUCUCAAGGUGUUUCGACCCCCAGGACUUCGGUUCCUGCGGAGGUCGAGGACGGCGAAGUUGACGAUGCGAAGACUUCCCGAGGUGUUACGAAGUCCAGUGAUUCGACAGAAAAUGCACGAGAUACGAAGCGCCUUCCCCCAUCUGCAGCUUUGGAGUCUAAGAAGAUCGAUGUGCUUGCUGAGCGAGAUCGUUUCAAGGCAGCUAAAGCGUUGCAGUCAACACCAGCAAAUGUUCCAUCUCGCCCGGACAUAGGCAGAAACACUCCUUCGACAUCGGUACUUGACAGAGGAAGUCCUAAUCUACCAAGUCGUCCGGAUGCACCAUUCCCCAGUCGUGAUCUCCUCGACAGACACUCUCGUCAUGGGGAUCGAAGAGAUGGUCGAGACUCCCGCCUACAAGAUCCCAGACUAGAUCGCCCGAGCGGUAGACCUGGAGACCGACCUAUCGAGAGACCUGGAGACAGACCUCGCGACUUCCCCGGCGCCGACAGACGUGCCCCAGAACCUGCAUCAAGAGAGUUUGGACGAUCCUCGGACAGAGCGCCCGGUCCAGACCGUGAGCGAAUUCGACCUGACCCACCGCCUCGAUGGACAGCUGACUCAGCUCGCGACAAGAUCGAACGCACUGCAAGAGAAAGAGAAGUUGACAGCGGUCGUUUAUCCCGUGAAAUGCCUCCUCCUAGGCCUUCUGGACAAUUAUCAGACCGUGCGCCUGCCGCCUCAUCUGAGAAGCUGCCAACAGCCAACCCGGAACGACAAGAGAUCAUCAAUCCAGAGCGUGCUGCUCUCAUUUCUGCUGACAAGAACUCUUCUCGAUCAAACUCACCUCGUCGAGGUCGGGAAGAACCGAGAGAUAGAGUUUCUUCAAGACCCCAGUCACCCCGGAGACAUGGCGCCGAUAAAGACCUCUCGGAUGCCCGACGUGACGACCGGCAAUCACGAAACGUUCCAGAGUCUUAUAAUUCUUCUCGUGGACGUGUGGAAGAUGCGCAACAGCCACCAGCAGGUCCGCGAAGUGAUAGACCCAUGGAUAGAGAGCGUGGCGGUCCACACGACAGGCCUGCCUACCAGCAAAAUCAACCUCCGCUUAGAUCUGUUGAUCCUGACCAUGGCCGGUUGAACGCUGUAACCAGACCACAGCCAGAUCCCAAUUUCGGUCGUCUUUCAGCGCCUGCUCAGGAUAUCCCGUCUGGACCCCGUGAUAGAAACGGCCGAGGCAAUCGCAUGGGAAAUGCCCCGAUGCCACCCCACCAAAAUGCACGAUCUGGAGACCUGCCUCGCCCCCCGACACCAGAAAAGCAGCCACCUACAGGCCCAUCUGGAGGUCGCCAUCCAAGACGUUCUGCAUCAGGCCAGUUCGACUCGACGCCUGCUGCUUCCGGCAGUAACGCAACGCCUGCUACACCCGUGACACCAUCUCCAGCAUCGACGAUUCAUCCUGAUCGAUUGAAACAACUUGGGGGCCCCAUUCCUCAGCCGCUCGCCCAGUCCCAGGCAGCUUCGCAGCCAGCCGCGCCAAUACACCCGGACAGACUGCGGGCAUUCGGCAGUGAUGAUACGAUUAAGCCCCAACCUCAGUCUCAGAUGAACAUGAACAACAACAACAAUCGUUCAAGACCUAAUGUACCACCUUUGGCAACUUCGGGCCCUCCAUCAGGCCCCAGAGGUUCCCAGGCGAGUCCUAUCCAUGCUGGUCCAAAUGGAUUUGCUGCUCCCACUGGCCCCGCAUCAGCGACAGAGCGUGCUGCUCGCGGUGGUAGACGACAACUUGCUGGUAUCAACACCAUGCUGCAGCAAGCCGGACAGCAGAAUACCCCCGAUAGAAUCAAUGUUCGUGGUCGAGGAAGGAUGAGCUCGGGUAUGGGCCCUGAGACACCGAACUCAGGCCCACCAACUCCGUCAUUACCAAUUCCACCUCCUCCACCCGGGCCUCCACCCGCUCGACAAGAGACUGCUAGAGAUUCCGGGAGAGAUCUCAUAAACCCUGCGCGCGUUGAUCUAAUCACUGGAUCCGAAGCACCAAAUGAAGAGCGCGACCGGGAUCGCAGUGGACGAAGGGAACGCUCAAGUAAAAGCCGCCGGAACUCCAGAAGCCCAGGACGCGAACGCGAGUCGAAGCGCGGUGCUCCCGAGGACGAUCGUUCCCAAAGAAGUGAUUAUCGUGACCGCAGUGACCGCAGAGCAAAUGAGCGGACCGAGCCAGAGAAGGAUAGACACCAGAGUAAAUCGUCGCCCGCACCAUCGAGGGAUUUAAUGGCCAGCAGAGAAUCGACGGGAGGCAGAGAAGGUGGCAGAGAUCGAGAGCGUGGAGACCGCGAGCGAGACGGCAGUCGCAGGGAUGGUAGAGAACAUACUAUUCGUGACCCUAAUUCCUCUUGGACUGGCGAGCGUGGAGCAGAGCGCGGGCAUGAGCGUGGCGACAGAGGGAAUGAGAGAGGAGGUAGUAGCCGGAGUAUUCGAGACACACGCAGCAGCGGUGAUCUUCGAGGCAGCGGGGAGGAGCGUCGAGACGGGCGAGGAAGCAGAGAAGAUGGGGGCGGCAGCGGUCGAAAGCGACGCAGCGAUGAGGGCGGCAUGGAAUCCCGAAGUGGCCAUGACAAGAGAGUCCGCCGAUGAAAUUGGAGCAAGAACCGCAAUACUGGAGGAGACACGAGGACAUAUAUAUGCAUCUAGACCAUGCAUUUGUUCGGUUUGAGGUUGAUUGGUUGAAGUGAUAAUUGUACGAUGUUUGGAGAUAUUUCCUUUUUUGCGAAUCAUCGACCGAUCGAUUGGAGGCGAGGCACGGCGAGACGAGCAUUUCAGGCGUUAGCGAGUCGAAUCGAUAUCAAUCAAUACAAUGCGAACUCAAUACAUUGCGAAUCUAGCAUUCUCAUGGCGCGAAUCAUUGUUGGAAUAAAUGCGUAAGAUUUGAGAUCAAGGUCCAGAGACCAGAGUUAGGCGUAAGGAGUAAUUGUGAGAGAACUUUCUCGAAGAAAAAAAGGUGCAGACUCGAACUGAAUUGGGAUGACGAAUCCACCAUAUUUCGUAUGCUGUAUGAAUCAAGUGGCAUAGACCACACCUUGGUAUGUGGGAUAAUUGUGUAGCAUAGCGGGAUUGGAAUAGUGCCAAAUACAUGAGGUUUUGUGAUUG
This is a messenger RNA of Cadophora gregata, 8262 nucleotides long. RefSeq names its product THO complex subunit 2 (gene THO2). The record is from RefSeq and is a predicted model, not a curated record. Gene Ontology annotation, biological process: mRNA processing; mRNA export from nucleus. Gene Ontology annotation, molecular function: mRNA binding. NCBI's taxonomy places the organism in Eukaryota, Fungi, Ascomycota, Leotiomycetes, Helotiales, Ploettnerulaceae. Bases 379 to 7749 code for a protein of 2456 amino acids. Gene Ontology annotation, cellular component: THO complex part of transcription export complex. The transcript has 3 exons.